This is a messenger RNA of Rubroshorea leprosula, 4281 nucleotides long. Lineage: Eukaryota; Viridiplantae; Streptophyta; Magnoliopsida; Malvales; Dipterocarpaceae. The record is from the annotation of a GenBank genome assembly.
CAUCUGUGCUCAGUUUUCUCACAAACAUCAUCUCUGUUUGUCUCUCAGGAUUCUCUUACGUUUGCUAUCUUUCUGUGUGGCUAAGCAUCUUAGGAUCAGAUCUGAGUUUAAUUGUGCUAGCCGUCUUUCUGAGUCUCUAAGCAUAAUGGCUGAACACGUCCUCCACUUCGUCACCCCAAUCAUAGAGAAAGCAGUUUCUGAAGCAAUUUCGCUUGCUGCUGUACAAAUCAGCAUGGCAUGGGGUCUGGAGAAGGAGCUGGGGGAGCUCGCUCAAACACUAACUACGAUCCAAGGAUUGCUUCAAGAUGCUGAAGGGAGGCAAGAAAGCAAUCCAGCCAUAAGGAAUUGGUUACAGCAGCUCAGAGAUGUAGCUUAUGAUGCGGUGGAUGUACUGGAUGAGUAUGGUUAUGAAGUCCUUAAGCACAAAGUUCAGACUCAAGGCCGAAAAAGGAAACAGGUGCGCACCUUCUUUGGUCUUUUCAAUCGCACUGCCUUUCGUCUUAGCGUGGCUGAUAAGAUUAGGAAGAUUAAUAAAACUCUGGUUAAAAUCAACAACAAUGGGGUUUUGCUUCUGCCAGUCAGACUUAGUGACCAAAGUCAUUCCUCUGCUAGUGCAAGGCAAUAUCCUAAGACAGAUUCCAUCCCUGAUUGUUUAAAAUUUGUAGGAAGGCAUAAUGAUGUCUUAGAAAUUGUCAACAAGCUGGAUAACAUAAGGAGUCAACAUGUGCUCUCUGGCAUUUCAAUGGUAGGCUUUGGGGGCAUAGGCAAAACAACAUUAGCAAAAUCAAUAUGCAGCAUGGUAAAAGAACAAAGGUUGUAUGAUCUGGUGGCUUGGGUUUGUGUGUCCGAGGAAUUUGAUGAAAAAACAAUAUUAGGAGAUAUGUUAGAAUACCUUGAUGGCUAUGUUGGUCGAAUGAAUAAUACUGAUGCACUUAUUCAGAAGCUUGGGCAAAAGUUAGAAAAUAGAAAAUUUCUUCUAGUUCUUGAUGAUGUGUGGAAUGAUGAUAGAGACAAGUGGGACAGUUUCAAAUCUCGUUUGUUAAAAAUUUUAAAAACCAGUGGAAACUCCAUUCUUGUGACUACUCGUAGUGACAAGGUAGCAUCCAUAAUGGAGGCACUUCCAAUGCAAAAACAUGAUAUGGUAAAGUUAUCAGAUCAUGAAUGUUGGUUGAUAAUUGAGGACGUAGUUCUCAGAUCAUCAACAGAAACUUCAACACCUUUGGAUUUAGAAGGUAUUGGAAAAGAAAUCGCCAAAAAAUGUGAGGGGUUGCCAUUAGUUGCUAGUGUAAUUGGAGGAACAUUGAGUCGUGAAAUGAAGACAGAUAAGUGGCAAGAGAUCUUAGAUGAUGAAGCAUGGAUUUUGCAAGAUGAAAAUAAGAAGGAUGCUAUCAUUUUAAAAGAUGAUUUAAUUCAACUUUGGAUGGCUCAAGGGUUUGUUCACAGAGCUAAUGAAAGCCUUGUGGAAAUGGAGGAUAUUGGUAAGGAGUAUUUCAAUGAGUUGUUAUCUAAUGCUUUAUUCCAAGAUAUUAAAUGGGAUUUGUAUGGGAGCAUUAUUUCUUGCAAAAUGCAUGAUCUAGUGCACGAUCUUGCAUUACUUGUUUCAACAGGUGAAACCUUGAUUUGGGAUACUAGUUGCAACAUUGUUGACCAGAAUUUUAGUACCAUUCGUCAUUUGAGAGUCAAGUCUAAUGGAAAGCAUCUUCCAACCAUUCCAAAAGGUAUUGCUCAAAGGUUGCAUUCUUUGUUUUCAGAUGGUGAUGUUUUUUGUAGCAUGGCAUCAGAUCUCAAAAGCUUGCGAUCCUUGAAAUUAACGGGACAUAAGAUGAAGAAGUUGCCAAUUUCACUAGGCAAAUUGAAGCAUUUGAAGUACCUUGAUAUCUCAAGAACUUAUGUUACAGUACUGCCAAAAUCCUUCUCCAAGCUCUAUAAUUUGCAGACUUCAAAAUUUGUGGAUAUUGGCAUUUUGCUUCCCAAUGGCACGUCAAAUCUCAUCAGCUUGAGGCAUAUCUAUUCUGGUCGUUCAUGUAAUAUAUCUAUCAUGCAGUUAACUUCCCUUCGAACAUUAUCAGCCUUUGUUGUGGGCACAAAAAAAGGAAGCCAGAUUGAAGACCUUGGAUGCUUAAGCCAACUUGGAGGAAAACUAGGGAUUUUCCAGCUUGAACAUGUAAGAUCCAAAUUAGAAGCCUCUAAAGCAAGCCUGAAAGAAAAGACAAAAUUGCAUCAAUUGGCAUUAUGCUGGAGUAGUAGGCAUGUAGGGGCAGUCAACAACAACAAUGAUGAAGAGACUUGGUCGAUGGGCGGAUUUUCAUCUCUUCACAAGCUCUCCGAGCUGUUGAUAGAAUACUGUUCGAAUCUAACGGCUAUCCCUGGUUUAGAUGGGCUCCUAGCUCUUGAAAAAUUAGAGUUAUUGUCUUGCGAUGGAUUAACAAGUCUACCAAUCGUGCUUGGAUCCUGCAUCUCUCUUCAGUUGUUGGAAAUUAGAAAAUGCCAAAAUUUGAACUCCAUUCCAAGUAUAAAUGGGCUCACAUCUCUUGAAACACUCAACGUUUUUCGUUGCAAUGGAUUAACGUGUCUUCCAAUUGGGCUGGACUCUUGCAUUUCUCUUCAGCAGUUGCGAAUUGAAAGUUGCCCUAAUUUAAUUUCCAUUCCAGAAGAUAUCGGGAAGUUACAUUCUCUCAAUGUUCUUAGUAUCAGGAAUUGCAAAAAUCUAAGGAGCAUUCCAGGGGAGUGGCUAGCUAGCCUCACCUGCUUAAAAGGGUUACGCCUUGGUCCUUUCUGGUCAGAGUUGGAGGAUUUUCCUGAACUAACUUCCAUUCAUCAACUCCACGCUUUCCUUGAAGAAUUGGCAUUGUAUGGAUGGAAUAAACUAGAGUCUCUGCCACAUCAGCUUCAACAUCUCACUGCCCUCAAGGAAUUGAUUUUAUUGAAGUUCAAUGGCCUGGAAGCUUUGCCAGAGUGGUUGGGAGACCUCUCUUCUCUUCACAGGCUGGAGAUUGGGAAUUGCUCUAAUUUGACUCAUCUGCCUUCUAUUGAAGCCAUGCGAUGCCUCUCCAACUUACAAUAUCUUCACAUUUGGGAUUGUCCCAAAUUGAAGCAAAGAUGCACCAAAAAGAGGGGCCCCGAAUGGUCCAAGAUCUCCCACAUUCCCAAUAUCAGAAUCAAUGGCAAGGACGUGCAAGGAAAAUUCAAAUACUCCUACGAGCACUGCAGCUUCACUAGUAUUGAUGGUGGCGGCAGUCCUUUCAGUUUUUCUUGGAAUGUAAAGAUCUUGGUGCCAUAGAUUAUUGGUACACACAUUUUACAGUAGUGAGGAAAGCAUUGAAUUUUACUUGGAAUUAACCAGAGGAUCAAGUCUUCCACCAUUUCUCUGGCUCUUGUGCUUUUAUGGUAGAAUAUCUCUUUCAAUUUCCAACAAACGAAGAAGAUGGCAUGGCUUUACAAACCUUUUUUCUUUGAAUCUAAAACGUAUCAUACCUGGUUUUGAAUAAACUCUCUCUACGGCUUAAAGUUUGAUGAUGUAAUAAUGGACAUGCAAUCAACAAAUGAAGUGAAGAGAACCUGACAAUGAGAUCCCUGUGCACCAAGUGAUUGUUGGUAGAGUGGUCUCAAUAGCAUCAAUGGAUAGAACUAUAACUUUGUAAGUUUUCCCCUUUAAAAGGCAUUCCAAUAUUUUCAUCUCGCUUUGUAGAUGUAAUUGAUGGAAAUGAAUAAAAAGGCCAACCAUCAGCAUCUAGGAAUCAAUGAUAUUGAACAGAUUUGUUUCAGGGAUUUAUCAAACAAUGGCUUAAUCAGAGAAGUGCACAACUUCUGUCUCAGAUAGUCUUAUUGAAGAAAAUGUUGCUUUGUUUUUAACUUAUUUUGUUUCAUUCUUGUUUCUGACAUAUUUCAUCUUGCUUCUCAUACCACUACCAGAAAAACAUUUUCGAGAAUGCAUGUAGCAGUUUCAUUUUAUUCAUGUCCUGAAACAGAUGCAACAAGAUUAUAUGCUUCACUUUCUAAAAUGCGAGGAGCAGUUGGAGAUAGGGAAUGUGAACAAGUAAAAAGAAAAAAAAAUGCCAAAAGAAAAGUGCCCCUGUUCUUUAUCUUGGAAAAGCUAUGACGGAAAUUCAAUGAGGCUCAUAGAGUGUCUUCAAGCAUAUGUGUUCCAUUAUCUGAACCUGUAGCUAUUUCAUUCUCAUUUGUUCUCAAUUUUCUUGUUGUAUAACUUGUGUUCUCUUUUUCUUUGUGCUGUUAUUUGAUUGUUUGAAGAUGAUUUUGUAACACUAAAUUGAUGUGGUGGAG